This is a messenger RNA of Didymodactylos carnosus, 591 nucleotides long. Lineage: Eukaryota; Metazoa; Rotifera; Eurotatoria; Philodinida; Philodinidae. The record is from the annotation of a GenBank genome assembly.
AUGGCAUUACUUAUCAACGCUAACACGUUGCAUGAGAUGGGUAGUCUCUUCGAACAUAUUUGUACUGUAUUACUAUGUCCUACACAAAAUCCAUCUUAUUCUUUAUCGAUUUCUAUAUUAUCGAAAGCAGCCGAUCAAAUGAAUAAAGAUCCAGACAAACAAAAUUUUAUCUUUGACAGUGUUACAGUUCAUAAAAAUGGUGUAUGCGAAAGCAAUAUAGAAACAUCCAAGGCAUAUAAUGCAGCAGGAGGUGAGGAAGAAGAUGAUUUUGAUGAUGAAGCAUUAGUUACUGAAGAGGAGACAGUUACAAUGGGAAAUAGUCCGUUCAAAGCUUACUUUCAAGCAAUACAUGAAGAUAGUGUUAUGAAAACUGAACAGUUCAAUAACGAAAUUUAUAAUAUAUAUCCAGUUAAUCCAUAUUAUUCUCCAUCAUUUCUGAAUAAAAUUAAUGAAUUGUAUUUAACUACAGCUCCAUUAUGGAGCAAUUUGACACUCGGACACCUGUCUCGUUUCGGAUAUAAAACAUCUGAUCCAAUUGUUCACUGCGGCUGCCAUAGCAGUCGCACCACUGGUAUGUCUGAAUCCCGAAUG